Centropristis striata (black sea bass) is the source of this 725-nucleotide messenger RNA. RefSeq names its product ankyrin repeat domain-containing protein SOWAHC. Bases 13 to 465 code for a protein of 150 amino acids. Gene Ontology annotation, molecular function: protein binding. Lineage: Eukaryota; Metazoa; Chordata; Actinopteri; Perciformes; Serranidae. The record is from RefSeq and is a predicted model, not a curated record. The transcript has 5 exons.
GAGGGAGGGGACAUGGCCUGCUCGGACCUGCUGUCUCUGAGGAGCGACUCGAUAUCUCUGGCCAGCGAACCGACCGUCUCCAGGACAAGUGAAGAGGACGACAGCCGGAGCGUCGCCGCCUCCUCCGUCAUGUCCCUGUUCCACAGGGUCCAGCUGGAUCCUGUGGAGAAGCUCUGGUUGAGGAGCUGCGCUGUGGGGAACGUGUCCACUCAACGCCAGCUGCUCACUCAGGAGCCCGGCCUCGUCUUCAAGAAGACGGCGCUCCACUGGGCAGCCAAGCAGGGCCGACAGGAGAGCGUGGACCUGAUGCUGCUGUCCGGAGCUGACAUCAACGUCAGAUCGCACGUAAGUGACCUUCUGAAUCUUUUGAACCUCCAGAAACCUACAGAGAGUCGAGCCAUUGUACCAAAGUCCCUUCAGAAAUCAGAAGCUUUUAGAUGUAAACUUUCAGUAAACGGACUAUGACUGAAGCUUAGUGCAGAUGUUUCCUGCAGUCAGUUUGUUGUUCCUGUGUUUAAUCAUCACUCUGUGUUUGUGUGACCUCUCUCCUCACGCCUGUGUCACUCUGAAGGGGGUAAGUCAUGCUUUAAUGUUACAGAUAGAUGUGUGGUUAGAACAUUUGCAGAAAGAUUUCUCUUCACUGUAUCAUCAUAUUCAGACUAAAAAUAAUGUUUAUCACAUUACUGACUAGUUGUUUAACAGACUGAGAUCCAAACUAAAUUUAA